GGGUGCCCAGGGGGCGGGCGGGGGGCCUUGGGAUGGGGCGCAGGUGCCUCCCGGGUGAUGGGAGUGCGGAUGGCCAGCUCUGCAUUGCGGGUGCAAUUCCUGCGCGGUGCAGGGCCCGCGCUGAGGAGCGAGCCCACGCGAGGAGCUGCCACCUGGUUUGGGGCCCCGAAGUGAAAGGUGCGACAUAGAGCCACCUCUUUAUAUGUGACCGUGAGCCGUGGUCUCCAGCAAUGACAGCGCGGGCCAGCAACAGGUGUCACCUUAAUGCCUUCCCAGGAAAGCCACUUACCCCUGGAUGAUUAUGAUUAAUAAUUCUGUAAGCCCUAAUCGCGCUGACACCGGUGCCUGCAGCUUACCCCAGGGGGCACUUUAAAAGGGGUGUCCUGUGGAGGUGAGCGGAGCUGCUUCUCCUGGGGGUGCCGGCGAAGGCUGAGAGGUGGCGGGAGCCCCACUUCAGAGCGAUCCCCCCGCGCUCCAACACCGCCCCUGAGCCAGAGCCAAAGGCACCUCGCCAGCCGCAGCCAUGAACGGGACAGAAGGCCAAGACUUCUACGUGCCCAUGUCCAACAAGACCGGGGUGGUGCGGAGCCCCUUCGAGUACCCCCAGUACUACCUGGCUGAGCCCUGGAAGUUCUCGGCUCUGGCUGCCUACAUGUUCAUGCUGAUCCUGCUCGGCUUCCCCGUCAACUUCCUCACGCUCUACGUCACCAUCCAGCACAAGAAGCUCCGGACACCUCUAAACUACAUCCUGCUGAACCUGGCGAUCGCCGACCUCUUUAUGGUCUUUGGAGGCUUCACAACCACCAUGUACACCUCGAUGAAUGGGUACUUUGUCUUUGGAGUAACGGGCUGCUACAUCGAAGGCUUCUUUGCUACUCUGGGUGGUGAGAUCGCUCUCUGGUCGCUGGUUGUCCUGGCUAUCGAGAGGUACGUGGUGGUCUGCAAGCCCAUGAGCAACUUCCGCUUCGGGGAGAACCACGCCAUCAUGGGCGUCGCCUUCUCCUGGGUCAUGGCCUUGGCCUGCGCGGCGCCCCCGCUCUUCGGCUGGUCCAGGUACAUCCCUGAGGGCAUGCAGUGCUCGUGCGGGAUCGACUAUUACACGCUGAAGCCGGAGAUCAACAACGAAUCUUUCGUCAUCUACAUGUUUGUGGUUCACUUCAUGAUCCCGCUGAUGGUGAUUUUCUUCUGCUACGGGAACCUGGUUUGCACCGUCAAGGAGGCGGCCGCCCAGCAGCAGGAGUCUGCCACCACCCAGAAGGCAGAGAAAGAAGUGACCCGCAUGGUCAUCAUCAUGGUCAUCGCCUUCCUGAUCUGCUGGCUGCCCUACGCCAGCGUCGCGUUCUACAUCUUCACCAACCAGGGGUCGGACUUUGGACCCAUCUUCAUGACCAUCCCGGCUUUCUUUGCCAAGAGCUCCGCCAUCUACAACCCUGUGAUUUACAUCGUCAUGAACAAACAGUUCCGUAACUGCAUGAUCACAACUCUCUGCUGCGGCAAGAACCCGCUGGGUGACGAGGACACGUCUGCUGGCAAGACAGAGACCUCCUCCGUCUCCACCAGCCAGGUCUCUCCCGCGUAGGCCCCCCCGGAGCGGCCGGUCCUCGGGGUCCCCUCACCGCCCCGGGAGCGCGAACCCCCGCUGCCACCACCUGCCCCGCCGCACCGAGGCCAUGGCCCCACCGGGUGGGCUCCUCUCUCCUGGCACUAGGACCCCUGGGAACAAGGCUGUGAAUGUGUACACACAUUUUGUAAUUAAAAUGCAAAGGCUUAGCUCCUCCACUGGCGUAAA
Columba livia (rock pigeon) is the source of this 1789-nucleotide messenger RNA. RefSeq names its product rhodopsin (gene RHO). Bases 524 to 1579 code for a protein of 351 amino acids. Gene Ontology annotation, molecular function: G protein-coupled photoreceptor activity. Gene Ontology annotation, biological process: visual perception; phototransduction; cellular response to light stimulus. Gene Ontology annotation, cellular component: plasma membrane; photoreceptor outer segment. The transcript is spliced from 5 exons. NCBI's taxonomy places the organism in Eukaryota, Metazoa, Chordata, Aves, Columbiformes, Columbidae. The record is from RefSeq and is a predicted model, not a curated record.